This is a messenger RNA of Linum trigynum, 2520 nucleotides long. The record is from the annotation of a GenBank genome assembly. NCBI's taxonomy places the organism in Eukaryota, Viridiplantae, Streptophyta, Magnoliopsida, Malpighiales, Linaceae.
AUGGCUAGUUUGCAAGCAGAAAAAUCACAAGAGCACGGGCGGAAAGAGGAUUGGUCGCCUUCCCCUUAUGUGGUUUUGCAGAACGUCUCGGAGGAGGCAAUUAGAGUUGCUGGCAACAAACAUCAAAGUGUGUACCCCGGUGGCGGCAAGGCUCAUGCCGAGGCUCCAACUCCGACUUCCCUGCCGCAUUCACACCACCACCAGCGGAGUCAGAGUGAAGUUUUGACUAGGGAUGCUAAAGGGAACAACAGUUUUCAGAAAUUGAAAGUUCAUAUGCAAAAAGCGUUGCUAUGGGGUGGUAAUUCAAGUGAGCAAGACUUAUUAGUCCCUACCUUCAAUCCAGAGGUUUUGGCUGACCAGAAACGACAGUGGUAUCAACUUCAUUCCAAAUCUACGGAUCUUGCAAGUUACAAGGAGCCUAGCUCACUAUUUGAGCACUUCAUUGUCACGGGCCUCAAACCUGAUACUAAUCUCCAAGCUGUGGAGGAAGCAUUUGCCAAGAGGAAGAAGUGGGAAUCUCUACAAAGAAGAUCAGGAUCAAGGGAUAUUAAGGCAGUACAGAAUCGAGCACCUCAGUUUCCAAAAAUGGAACCUCAGCUACUCUUUAAAUAUCCUCCUGGAAAAAGAUUACCUAUGCACGUGAAAGAUUUGGGUGCUUUUUGUUUCCCAACUGGUGUUAAGCCAAGGCUAUUGGAGAGGACACCCUCGCUUAGUGAGCUAAAUGAACUUGUCUAUGGACAGGGUCAUUUGGGAAGAGAUGAUUCAUCAUUUGUAUUUUCUCUAAAGGUAGCUGACAGUGACACGCUAUAUGGUGUGUGCUUGCACACAACAGAGUUUGUUCAGAGGCCACUUGGUAUCUUAGGCUUCUCAUCGCCUCUUUCUUCAUCUAGACACUGCGGCCGUUUUUUGGUGUCUGCACCUCGUUGUUACUGUCUGUUAACCAAAGUGCCUUUCUUUGAGCUACACUAUGAGAUGCUUAACAGCAUCAUAGCACAGGAGCGUCUGAAUAGGAUAACACAAUUUCUCAAUGAAAUAUCCUUCAAUAGUUGUGUCCCAUCAUUCACUAGACAAUCUUCUCAAAUUAAUGGGGGCAUUACUUACCAGGAGCAGGUGGAUGACAUGGACUGGAUGUCAUUCGCCAUACCAGUUGAAAGUGCUCUGGCCCUUACUGCUGCAGCUGCAGGACUUGCAUUAGAUGAUGAUAAUUCGUCACAAAGGACAUCAGAAGAACCUCAUUCCCCCGAGAGUGUAGCUGCUAGUGAGGCUUCUGAUUUCAGUCAAACAAGGGAGAGUGAAAAGGAUGAUGGCAACAAAAAUCUCAACAAUUCAUUUGAUGAUGGUUGUUCGGAGUCCUCAGAAGCCCGCUCAGAUGCUUAUGAGCGAGUAAUAUAUGGAAGCUAUGAUAAUGAUCAUGCUUCUCCAGAUGUUUUGAUGCCGUUUUCCUGCUCAAGAAGCCCCGAGAUGGAGCGUAAUUUAAGUUUUGAUGCCCUUUUCAGUCCAGUAAGAAGCAUGACGUCUGAGGAUGAUGAAGAUGAACAUUUUGCCAAUCAGCGCAAAGAAUUUGAGAAUGAUCUAAUUGUGGACUGGGCCAAGGAGAACAAAAAUGAUUUGUUGCUGAUCAUUUGUAGGUACCAUGCUAUGGAUGUUCCCAAACGUGGAGGCAAAAUUGUUUUUCAGCCUACUGACCAUUUACCUGCUGUUGAAUAUAACCGACCUCAUGUAUCGGAGCUUGCCUUUUCUAGAAAUUUUGAAGAUGCAGCUAAUGUUGUUGGGGGAAAUGUCAAUGCAAAAUUAGCUGUCACGGAGGAAGCUUUUGCACUAUCAGUAUGGACAACUGCAACUCUUUGCCGUGUUUUGUCGCUAGAGAGUAUCUUGGCUCUGUUUGCAGGAGUUUUGCUUGAAAAACAGAUAGUGGUAAUGUCCCCAAACCUGGGUGUUCUAUCUGCUGUUGUGUUAUCUCUGGUACCAUUGAUUCGUCCAUUUCAAUGGCAAAGUUUAUUCCUUCCGGUUCUGCCAGAUAAGAUGUUUGAUUUUCUUGAUGCUCCAGUUCCUUUUAUUGCUGGUAUACAAGUUCAACCUACUGAAGUGAGGAUCAAAUCCUCUAACCUCAUCAUCGUCAAUGUGGUCAAUGACCAGGUGAAAUCAUGUCAACUGCCUUCACUUCCUAGACACAGAGAGCUCUUCUCUGAACUUCGACCAAUUCAUGCUAAAUUGUCGCAUAAAAGUGGCACAGGAAACAAAAAUCCCGUGUACAAGUGCAAUGAAGUGCAGGGCAACGCAGCAAACAACUUCUUGAGAGUCAUGAGGCGCUACUUGGAGUCGCUUUGUGCAGACUUGAGAUCACAUUCCAUAACUAGCGUGCAGUCUAAUUAUGACAGGGUUUGUGUACUUCUUAAAGAUAGCUUUAUCGAUUCCUUCCCUACCAAGGAACGACCAUUCGUUAAGCUUCUUGUAGACACACAGUUAUUUGCUUCUCUAUCAGAUAGCCGUCUGUCAACAUUUGAGAGUGGUAGGUUCUAA